This is a messenger RNA of Rubroshorea leprosula, 3644 nucleotides long. The record is from the annotation of a GenBank genome assembly. NCBI's taxonomy places the organism in Eukaryota, Viridiplantae, Streptophyta, Magnoliopsida, Malvales, Dipterocarpaceae.
GUUUCUCCAAUCUCCAUUUCUUUCCUCUCUCCCUCUCUGGAUCCGAACACCAUUCAGAAUUCUAGACAGUUUUUGAAUUCUUCCUCUGUUGGAAUUCUGCGUAUUCAUUGUUGGAUCAAAACCGAUGGCGUCCGAGCAAUUGAUGUCCGGCACCGGCCACCGCUACCACUCGAUACAGGAACCAUCGCCUACGAAGAUGUCUUCCUUCUUCUCCUUCUCCACUGCUCCCGCUCCCGAGACCUCUCGUAUUUUCGACGAGUUGCCCAAGGCUACGAUCGUCUCCGUCUCCAGGCCUGAUGCUGCCGAUAUCAGCCCCAUUCUAUUGACCUACACAAUCCAGUUUCGGUACAAGCAGUUCAAAUGGCGGUUAGUGAAGAAAGCUUCUCAUGUUUUUUAUCUACACUUUGCCUUGAAGAAACGCUUGUUAUUUGAAGAAAUUCAUGAGAAGCAAGAACAGGUUAAAGAAUGGCUUCAAAAUCUAGGAAUAGGGGAUAACACACCAGUUGUGCAUGAUGAAGAUGAACCAGAUGAUGAUCCUGUUCCUUUACAUCAUGAAGAAAGUGUUAGAAACAGGGAUGUUCCAUCUAGUGCUGCUCUUGGGGUCAUUCGGCCAGUCCUUGUGAGGCAGUCCUCAAUGUCAGACAGAGCAAAAGUUGCAAUGCAAGAGUAUUUGAAUCAUUUUCUGGGAAACUUGGAUAUUGUCAACUCUCGAGAGGUUUGCAAGUUCUUGGAGGUUUCAACGUUGUCAUUCUUGCCAGAGUAUGGCCCUAAGCUGAAGGAAGAUUAUGUAAUGGUGAAGCAUCUACCAAAAAUUGCUAAGGAUGAUGAUUCUAAAAAAUGUUGUGCAUGCAGUUGGUUUGAUUGUUGUAAUGACAACUGGCAACGGGUGUGGGCUGUACUAAAGCCUGGAUUCUUGGCCUUGCUAAGAGAUCCUUUUGAUACCAAACCUUUGGAUAUAAUUGUUUUUGAUGUGCUACCAGCUUCAGAUGGUAAUGGCGAGGGCCGAGUUUCAUUAGCAGCAGAAGUAAAGGAACGUAAUCCUUUGCGCCAUGCAUUUAAAGUCACAUGUGGAAACAGAAGCAUAAGGAUACGAACCAAGACUGGUGCCAAAGUUAAGGAUUGGGUUGCUGCAAUUAAUGAUGCGGGCCUUAGGCCUCCUGAGGGUUGGUGUCAUCCUCAUCGUUAUGGCUCAUUUGCUCCUCCUAGGGGUUUGGCAGAAGAUGGUAGUCAGGCUCAGUGGUUCAUUGAUGGUAUGGCAGCAUUUGAUGCUAUUGCUUCAUCAAUUGAGGAUGCUAAAUCAGAGAUAUUUAUUUGUGGCUGGUGGCUUUGCCCGGAACUCUAUCUACGCCGUCCUUUUCAUGCUCAUGCUUCUUCCCGGCUUGAUGCUUUGUUAGAAGCCAAAGCUAGGCAAGGGGUUCAGAUAUAUAUCCUUCUCUACAAAGAAGUAGCUAUUGCUUUAAAAAUCAACAGUGUAUAUAGCAAGAAGAAGCUUCUCAGAAUUCAUGAGAAUGUAAGGGUAUUGCGCUAUCCCGACCACUUCUCUAGUGGUGUUUACUUGUGGUCCCAUCAUGAAAAGCUUGUAAUUGUUGAUCACAAUAUUUGUUUUAUUGGAGGACUUGAUUUAUGUUUUGGUCGCUAUGACACAUCUGAACACAAAGUGGGUGACAGACCUCCUUUAACAUGGCCUGGAAAGGACUAUUAUAACCCAAGGGAAUCUGAACCAAAUUCAUGGGAAGAUACAAUGAAAGAUGAGUUGGAUCGUGGAAAAUACCCUCGAAUGCCUUGGCAUGACGUCCAUUGUGCCCUUUGGGGACCAUCCUGUCGGGAUAUUGCACGGCACUUUGUUCAGCGAUGGAACUAUGCAAAGAGAAAUAAAGCUCCCUAUGAGGAAGCAAUUCCACUACUCAUGCCUCAGCAGCACAUGGUUAUUCCACAUUAUUUGGGUAGAAAUCAAGAGACAGAAUCAGAGAGUAAGACAUUUGAAGAUAAUUCAAAGAACAUGAAAAGACAGGAUUCCUUUUCUUCUAGAUCGUCUUACCAAGAUAUUCCACUACUUUUGCCUCAAGAGCCAGAGGAAUUGAGUAGUUCCCAUGGAUCUCCAAUGUCAGUUGGGUUGGAUACUACUACGAGAAAAGGUGUUUCUUUUGCGUUCCGAAAGUCAAAAACAGAACCCUUGGUUGCAGAUACGCCGAUGAAGGGCUUUGUAGAUGACCUCGAUGCCUUGAAUAUUGGUAAAAAACCCCCAGAUCUUAAGAAGCAGCUUACUACCAACCUAGAGUGGUGGGAAACACAGGAGCGGGGUGAUCAGGUCAGUUUAAUAGAGGAAGAUGGAUCAGUUGGUCCACAGACGUCAUGUCGUUGUCAGAUUAUAAGGAGUGUCAGUCAAUGGUCUGCUGGAACCAGCCAAAUUGAAGAGAGCAUUCACUGUGCUUAUUGUUCUCUCAUUGAAAAAGCAGAACACUUCAUCUAUAUUGAGAAUCAAUUUUUCAUAUCAGGUCUUUCAGGGGAUGAAGUUAUACGGAAUCGUGUGCUAGAAGCAUUAUACCGCCGUAUUCUACGGGCAUACAAUGAUAACAAGUGUUUCAGGGUUAUUGUUGUCAUACCACUGCUUCCUGGGUUCCAGGGUGGCAUUGAUGAUAGUGGGGCUGCAUCAGUAAGAGCUAUAAUGCAUUGGCAGUAUCGAACUAUAUGCAGAGGACAAGAGUCAAUAUUGCAUAGCCUUUCUGAACUUCUUGGUCCUAAAGCUCAUGAUUACAUUUCUUUUUAUGGUCUGAGAGCAUAUGGUAACCUUUGUGAUGGUGGUCCUGUUGCCACCAGUCAGGUAUAUGUGCAUAGUAAAAUCAUGAUUAUUGAUGACUGUGCAACCUUGAUUGGAUCAGCUAACAUCAAUGAUAGGAGCCUGCUAGGUUCAAGAGAUUCUGAGAUUGGGGUGCUUAUUGAAGACAAAGAAUUAGUUGAUUCAUGUAUGGGGGGGAAACCAUGGAAGGCUGGAAAAUUUGCUUUGAGUCUUCGCCUCUCAUUGUGGUCUGAACACCUUGGUCUCCACCAAGGAGAGGUGAAUCAGAUAAUUGACCCAAUAAGUGAUUCAACUUAUAGAGAUAUAUGGGUUGCAACUGCAAAGAUGAAUACCACAAUCUAUCAGGAUGUCUUUUCUUGUGUACCCAGUGAUCUCAUACAUUCCAGAUUUGCAUUCAGACAAAGUAUGGCGUCCCUGAAGGAAAAACUCAGUCACAGUACAAUUGAUUUUGGAAUAGCCCCUGAGAAGAUAGAAACAUACCUAAAUGGAGUUGUCAAACAAACAGAUCCCAUGGAUAGAUUAAAGUCGGUGAGGGGACAUCUUGUUUCUUUCCCAUUAGAUUUUAUGUGCGAAGAAGAUUUAAGACCCGUGUUUAAUGAGAGUGAAUAUUAUGCCUCUCCUCAUGUUUUUCAUUAGUGGGAAGUUAACCAAGCCCCAUUAUUUUCAUUUCAACUCAAUCUGCUCCAAACUUCCCUCAUUGUUUUUCUUUCCCCUAACAAAAUUGCACAUAGAGAAGAGAGAGAAUAGAGGGAGCUCUAUGUAUUUUUCUUUUCUUUUGCUCUCUCAAAUGUAUCUUUUUUGUAAAUGUCUACAUUCUUUCUUUUAUUUGUCUCCAUCUGAGUUAGUA